Molecule: messenger RNA, 1410 nt
Organism: Polistes dominula (European paper wasp)
Lineage: Eukaryota; Metazoa; Arthropoda; Insecta; Hymenoptera; Vespidae
Biological process (GO): regulation of transcription by RNA polymerase II
Cellular component (GO): nucleus
Molecular function (GO): protein binding
Source: RefSeq, a predicted model, not a curated record
CUUAACGCCGAUUGCCAUAUGAAAGCGAAGUCUAAGCAAGUGUUGUGCAUCUGAGUGUGUAUGCGUUAAUCUUGGAAAAAGAUAGAUCUUUUUUUAAAGCCAUACCUGAGUACAAUAAUAGAUUUGGCUGGAACCUACAACCUGAUUAAAUAAAUAGUAUUGUCUAUCUCUGAGUGCACCGUCUAAGUGGCAGCCAAUUAUAUCUUAAUUCGUCCCAAGCGAAGAAGUAUGGAAGGCCAACAGUUCUGUUUACGAUGGCAUAAUUUUCAAAAUACUCUGUUAAGUUCUUUACCAAAGUUGUUGGAUGGCGGAUACUUAACAGAUGUUACUUUAAGCGCAGGAGGAAGACACAUUCAUGCUCACAAAAUAAUACUUUCAGCAUGUAGUUAUUAUUUUAAAGAAUUGUUUAAGGACUUAAGCUCUUUACAGCAUCCAGUCAUCGUAUUACCAGGCAUGGAAUAUGGAAAUUUGUGUGCAUUAGUUACAUUUAUGUACAGCGGAGAAGUUAAUAUUUAUCAAGAACAAUUGCCUGCACUUUUAGCUAUGGCUAAUACCUUACAUAUUCGUGGCUUAGCUGAUAUUGGUGGGAAAAAUCCAAGACAUGACAACGGCUUACGCGUUCAGUCUCCUAUAACGACCCCUCAAUCUCAAGUAAACACUGUGGCAGAAGAAACAUUAAAGAAAGAAACUAAAGAGUGCAGCAUUGGAGGAACAGAAUCAAUAGAAACACUAUCGAUACCCGAAGUCGCACCUAAUUUAGAAGAAGAAUCUUACAAUGAACAAGAAAGUAUACCAUAUUAUGUUAAGACUACACCAUAUUAUUCGAUAAAUGCAAAAUUAAAUCAAAGAGAAAAGGUACCUAGUCUUAUUAAUACGUCAUCCAACAAGUAUAACGAGAAAGUAUAUCCAGAAAAUACGAUGGAUGAAACUGCUUCGGUUUCGGAAGAUGCUAAUACUACGCAAACGGAUGUAAAACCGCCUAUUUGGGAUUCUAACUUCAAGUUCCUUGGCUCAUCCGUAUCUAAUAGAACUUCACACAUUUACAAUAAGUCUAGUGUUACAUGUCAUGUUUGUGGUAAACAAUUAAGUAAUCAAUACAAUUUACGAGUGCAUAUGGAAACUCACAGUAACAGCUCGUAUAGUUGCACGGCAUGCUCACAUGUAUCACGGUCACGAGAUGCUUUAAGGAAACACAUUUCGUAUAGACAUCCAGUGUCUACACCCCAAAAACGUCCACGGUAUAAUACUUCUAAACAAUAGAUCGUUAUCUAUUUAUCAGGAAUACCUAACAACAUACAUUUUCAUCUUAGAGGAUGAAUUACAACUCGUCCUUCCAUUUAUGCAAAGUUUUUCCGUUACAUGUGGAAAAGAAAACGACUUUGUUGGUGUACAAGAAAAUAUUAGAAGUAA